This is a messenger RNA of Saxophila tyrrhenica, 2355 nucleotides long. It is a transcript of the gene lub1, whose product is annotated as WD repeat protein Lub1. Gene Ontology annotation, cellular component: cytoplasm; nucleus. The record is from RefSeq and is a predicted model, not a curated record. NCBI's taxonomy places the organism in Eukaryota, Fungi, Ascomycota, Dothideomycetes, Mycosphaerellales, Extremaceae. Gene Ontology annotation, biological process: ubiquitin recycling; proteasome-mediated ubiquitin-dependent protein catabolic process. Gene Ontology annotation, molecular function: ubiquitin binding. Bases 1 to 2355 code for a protein of 784 amino acids. The transcript is spliced from 2 exons.
AUGACAGGCGACUUCAAGCUCUCCGCGACACUGCGAGGGCACGAGGAAGAUGUGCGGUCAGUGGUCUUCCCAACUCGACAGAACAUCUUCUCGGCAUCACGCGACAACACAGUGCGCAAAUGGGCACUCACGUCCCCCAAACCACCUCUUUACGACGACACAAUAGCACUCCAAGGUUCACACUGGUUCAAUGGACUCGCAUAUGCGCCACCUUCGGAACAGCACCGAGAUGGCCUCGUGGCAGCAGGAGGAAAGGAGACAUUUGUGUUUGUGAAGAGGAUAGGUCAGGCACCGGAAGAGGACCCUCACCGCAUGCUCAUCGGCCACGCCGGCAACAUCACGUGUUUGGCCUUCAGUGAAGAUGGCAGCAAGAUCGUCAGUGGAGGAUGGGACAACCAGGUGUUCGUGUGGGACAUUGAGGAGGGGAAUGUUAUUGCAGAGCUGAAGGGCCAUGAGGGCCCAGUAUGGGGGGUGAUGGUCUACGACGAGAAGAUUGUUUUGACUGCGUGCGCCGACAAGAUGGUUCGCGUAUUCGACAUCAACGGAAAGCACCUCACAACGAUCAAAGGGCAUACGGAUGUCGUCCGCGCUUUCUGCAAGUUGCCACCUGGACACUGGUCGGGAGCAGCAUUUGCAUCAGCAGGCAAUGAUGAGGUGAUUCGACUAUGGACACUGGAAGGCACACCCAUGGGCGAGCUCGAUGGUCAUACAGCCUACAUCUACGAUCUCGCGGCGCUCCCAAACGGAGAUAUCGUGAGCUCGUCUGAAGAUCGCACGGUGAGGAUAUGGCGGGAUGGAAAGUCGGUCCAAACCAUAACGCACCCGGCCAUUAGCAUAUGGACGGUGGCAGCUUGUGGCGAGACAGGCGACAUCGUGAGUGGCGCGAGUGACAACAUGAUUCGAGUUUUCUCGCGAGAUCCAGAACGGCAAGCAGAUCCAGAGACCAUCAAGUCCUUCGAGGAGAGCAAUCGUAUGUAUGCCAUACCUGCAGAGACGGCGUCGCAGGGACUACCUUUUCAGAAGGAGAACUUGCCUGGACCUGAAGCACUGCAGACACAGGUUGGCCAACGCGAUGGCCAGCAGCUCUUCGUUCGAGAGAACGACGGCAGCGUGACCGCUCAUCUCUGGUCGCUAUCGACGAGCCAAUGGGAUCUGGUGGGCACAGUCGUUGAAGGCGAAGGCAGUGGCGCGUCGAAGAAGACGUUCGACGGCAAGGAGUACGACUACGUCUUCGACAUUGACAUCGAGGAUGGCAAGCCAGCCCUGAAACUCCCUUACAACCUCAGCGAGAACGCAUGGGAUGCAGCCCGUAAGUUCCUGGAACGGAACGAACUGCCCAUGGAGUACUACGAGCAAGUCGCCAACUGGAUUACGGAGAACACUAAGGGAGCCAGGCUCACGCAGGGCAGCGGCGCUCCAAGUUCGCAACAAGCGUAUGAUCCAUUAGGAACCGAGCGGCGAUACAAGCCAGGUGCUUCCGAGUCGGGACAGCGCAAGCUACCGCAAACCAGCUACGUGAGCAUCUCGGAGGGCAAUGCUCAGAAUGCGGUGAACAAGAUUUUGGAGUCUUCGAAGCAGUUGCGUGAGGCAGGAAAGAUCCAACAAGAAGCUGCACUCGACUCCGCAGCAGCCGAGAGCCUCUCAAAGCUCGCCGAACAGCUUACCAGCUCACCAAAGGAUCCACACCCGACCGACAACCAAGUCGACGCCCUUCUUCGAGUGUCUGCUCAGUGGCCUACAGGAUCGAGAGUACCUGGCGUCGCACUCUUGGCUCGCCUCGCCGUUGCUCCCGCCUUCGUCCAGGCGACCAGUACACCCGAUAAAGACACGAUCGUGAAGGUACUGGACUCUUCAGGCCUUCUUCAACCCAAGCAAAGCACAGCAAACAACGCCGUCCAUGCCCUCCGCCUCCUUGCCAACCUCUUCGCCACCGACUCCGGCCGGCUCAUCAUAGACGGCGAGUACGACCAAGUCCUCAGCAUCGUACGACCGUUCGCCAACGAGCCAGAGUCCGCUGCACAGUUCAAAGCCCUGACCGCUCUCUACCUCAACUACGCCAUCCUGCUCACAUCAGGAGCACCCGCAGCCAACACGCCGAUGCGGGAAACGCGCGCCAACGCGCUUCUCAUGGAGAUCGGCGCAGCGCUGGAGUGCGAGAGCCAGUAUGCGAACGAUGGCGAGGCGCUGUACAGGGUCUUGUUGGCUCUGGGGACGCUGUUGACGCUUGGCGGGGAGUUCAGACAGAACGCGAAGAUGGGUGUGAGUGGGAGUUUGCACUUUAUUCGGUCGAAGCCGGCGGCGCAGCUGGCGAACGUGCAGGAGGUGUUGCAGGAGAUCAAGGAUGAGUUGAGGUAG